AUGCACUACCUCGGCCGAGGCACCGUGCAGGACAAGCAGAAGGGAAUCAAGAUCAUCCGAGAGAACGAAUCGGAUGAGUUCAAGCUCGGCGAGGACAAUUGUCUGGCAUCGAUUUGGAACAACAUCAAAUCCGACUCACCCGCAGCCUGCAAGUUCUUCGAGCUGUGCCAGCUGGGAUCGGACCGUGACUGGUUGUGCAGUCAUCUCAUGGCUGUGUGUCUGUACUAUGGAUUCGGAACCACCGAGGACAAGAAGAAGGCGGCCGGCAUAUUCGAGCAACUCGCCAACGAAGGCCACAGUGACAGCCAGUACUGGAUCGGAAAGUGCUACCACUGGGGCGAGGGAGUAUCGAAGGACUACGGGAAGGCAUUCGAGUGGCUCAGCAAAUCGGCCGACCAAGGCAACUCAUAUGGGCAGUGGAGGAUUGGUUAUUGUUACGACAGUGGAAUUGGAGUCACCGAGGAUAAAGCCCAAGCAGCCGAGUGGUAUCGCAAGUCGGCCGAGCAGGGCAAUCAAUACGGACAGAACAACCUCGGAGUCUGCUACAGGAAUGGCUGGGGUGUCCCCAAGAACAUCGACACUGCCGUUUUCUGGUUCCGCAAGUCCGCCGACCAGGAUUGCCAAGUUGCCGUCGACAAACUCAGGGAUCUCGGCAAGUGGCCCUGA
This is a messenger RNA of Polychytrium aggregatum, 666 nucleotides long. RefSeq lists its product as uncharacterized. The coding region runs from base 1 to 666 and encodes 221 amino acids. The transcript has a single exon. Gene Ontology annotation, molecular function: protein binding. NCBI's taxonomy places the organism in Eukaryota, Fungi, Chytridiomycota, Chytridiomycetes, Polychytriales. The record is from RefSeq and is a predicted model, not a curated record.